UGCCGGGAUCUCGGGCGCUGAUUGGCCGGCCCAGGGGCCCCGCCCCGCGAGUGGCGCGCGGUCACGUGACGCGACGGCUGGGGGCUCCCGGCGCGGGGGACGCUGGUGGCCAAGAUGGCGGCGGAGCUGGUGGAGGCCAAAAACAUGGUGAUGAGCUUCCGGGUGUCGGACCUGCAGAUGUUGCUGGGCUUCGUGGGGCGCAGCAAAAGCGGCUUGAAGCACGAGCUGGUGACCCGCGCGUUGCAGCUGGUGCAGUUCGACUGCAGCCCCGAGCUCUUCAAGAAGAUCAAGGAGCUUUACGAGACCCGCUACGCCAAGAGGGGCGCCGAGCCGGGCCCCUCGCCGCACCCCCCGCCCCCGAGGGCCCUGGAGCCCCUGGCCCUGCACGCGGCGCCUACCCCCUACGAGCGGCCCCGGACUGCGCUGGCUGGGUCGGGCCUGGACUACCCCGUGCUGUACGGCAAGUACCUCAACGGCCUGGGCCGCCUGCCUCCCAAGGCCCUGAAGCCCGAGGUGCGCCUGGUCAAGCUGCCUUUCUUCAACAUGCUGGACGAGCUGCUCAAGCCCACCGAGCUGGUCCCUCAGAACAGCGAGAAGCUGCAGGAGAGUCCGUGCAUCUUCGCCCUGACACCCCGCCAGGUGGAGCUGAUCCGCAAUUCCAGAGAGCUGCAGCCCGGGGUCAAGGCCGUGCAGGUGGUCCUCAGGAUUUGCUACUCUGACACCAGCAGCCCCCAGGAGGACCAGUAUCCCCCCAACAUCGCCGUGAAAGUCAACCACAGCUACUGCUCUGUCCCGGGCUACUACCCCUCCAACAAGCCGGGCGUGGAGCCCAAGCGGCCAUGCCGCCCCAUCAACCUCACACACCUCAUGUACCUGUCAUCCGCCACCAACCGCAUCACAGUCACGUGGGGUAACUAUGGCAAGAGCUACUCAGUGGCCCUGUACCUGGUGCGACAGCUCACAUCCUCAGAGCUGCUCCAGCGCCUCAAGACCAUCGGCGUGAAGCACCCUGAGCUCUGCAAGGCACUGGUCAAGGAGAAGAUGCGGUUGGACCCCGACAGCGAGAUCGCUACCACGGGCGUGCGCGUGUCCCUCAUCUGCCCGCUGGUGAAGAUGCGCCUGUCCGUGCCCUGCCGCGCCGAGACCUGCGCCCACCUGCAGUGCUUCGAUGCCGUCUUCUACCUCCAGAUGAAUGAGAAGAAGCCCACCUGGCUGUGCCCCGUGUGCGACAAGCCCGCCCCCUACGACCAGCUCAUCAUCGACGGGCUCCUCUCAAAGAUCUUGACUGAGUGCCAGGACGCCGACGAGAUCGAGUACCUGGUGGACGGCUCCUGGUGCCCCAUCCGCGCCGAGAAGGAACGCAGCUGCAGCCCUCAGUGCCCCAUCCUGGUGCUCGGCCCCUCGGACGCCAAUGGGCUCCUGUCAGCACCCAGCCUCAACAGCGGCGGCGGCGGCGGGGGAGGCGGCGGCGGGGGUGGAGGCGGCGCGCCAGGGGCCGCCGGCGGGGGCGGCGCAGCAGGUGGAGUGGAGAACGGAAAGCCGGGCGCAGACGUGGUGGACCUCACCCUGGACAGCUCAUCGUCCUCGGAGGAGGAGGAGGAGGAGGAGGAGGAGGACGACGACGACGAGGAGGGUCCCCGGCCCAAGCGCCGCUGCCCCUUCCCCAAGGGCCUGGUGUCGGCCUGCUGACCGCUGCCCGGCCGGCCGGCCCCCGCCAUCCUGGUGCUCAGAGGGAGGAGGAACCUUUUUGUUUUUUCUCUCGGCCAUGGCGCGUUCGGUUCUGUUCACCCUUUUCCUCGGCUCCUGGCGCCUGCCCCUCUCGGACUUCCUCCGGCAGAGAAUUUAAAGAGAAAUAAAAGCGAAAACGACCAAGAGACUAACAGCAAGACCACAGGAAACCGAGCAGGAUGACACCCAUCAGACUCAGAGAUGGGACACGGCCGAG
This is a messenger RNA of Erinaceus europaeus (western European hedgehog), 1945 nucleotides long. RefSeq names its product protein inhibitor of activated STAT 4 (gene PIAS4). NCBI's taxonomy places the organism in Eukaryota, Metazoa, Chordata, Mammalia, Eulipotyphla, Erinaceidae. Gene Ontology annotation, biological process: regulation of transcription by RNA polymerase II; protein sumoylation. Gene Ontology annotation, molecular function: zinc ion binding; transcription coregulator activity; SUMO ligase activity. The record is from RefSeq and is a predicted model, not a curated record.